AUGCCCUCGGGUAGUCUGAGCAGCUACAUGAGAGGCAUGGACCUCGGAGACUCACCGAUCUGCCUCAUCCCUACUCCGCCUCCGUCUCUUUGGCGCGAAAGGAAGAAGGAGAAGGAGCAGCAGAAAGCAGCUCAGUCACAGCCGCCGCUGCCAGGAGGCGUCGUACCACCAGUGAUUCUGCAGCAGCCGAAUAUCCAGCAACAAGGAUGGGAAUGGAAGACUUUUGCUAACCCGGCACGAUCGGAUGGUUUAGAGCUCCGUCACUGGCAGAGGAAGGGAAUAAAUCUAGAGGAGUAUCCGUUCGCCAAGUUCAACAAGAAGGAAAGUUUCAACCGCAUCGCUCCUGAUCCGAGAGCGGCGGUUCUGAAGUACAACGAGGAGGAAUACGCGCGACAUCUGACGGUUUCGGACUGGACGAAACAAGAAACUGACGAGCUCUUCAAGCUGGUGGAGAGAUUCGAUCUCAACUUCAUCGUCGUGAAUGACCGAUGGAAUCUCUCUACUCCACGGAGCAUAGAUGCACUCAAAGACAGGUUCUACUUCUGUCAGAGAAAGCUGGCAGAGCUCCGAAACCUUUGCGGAGAUGGCGAUGAUGGAGUUUUGAUGACGCACCCUUACAACUUGGAGUGGGAGACGCAGAGAAAGAUGGGGAUGGAGAAGUUGUUCACCCGACCGAAGGCAGAGAUGAAGAGCGAGCUAGUCAUCUUGGAGCAGGCUCGCAAGAUCGACACGAACAGAAAGAAGAAGUCACAGCCAGACAUAAAGAAGAAGAAAGGGGAGGUGGAGGAGGAAGCUGCUGCGUGCCCCCCUGGCUCUGUCGCUCUCCGGAGCACGAUCGUGACAAAGUCUGCGGAACGGCAAAGCGCACUCAAGUGGCUAGCGGGAGCAGGAAUCUAUAUCCAUCUGUCAUCCCAGCACACACAAGCGGCUUUCGUCCAGCUCUGCAACGAUGUCAUCACUUUGAUGGACUGGCAGAAAAAGGUCAGCAAGAAGAAGAAGGAUCGAGAAAGUUUGUUCGACAAGAAGCAGGAUCUUCUGCGCCCCCUCAAGAAGCGCAAGACUGCUCCUUCCCAGAGACUCCAAGACGGCCAGGCUGCUGCCUCGAAUCUCGUUGGAAGUGCAGGCGGGACUCCAAUACCAUCAGGGAAGGGAAACCGCAAGUGA
Guillardia theta CCMP2712 is the source of this 1164-nucleotide messenger RNA. RefSeq lists its product as hypothetical. Gene Ontology annotation, cellular component: NuA4 histone acetyltransferase complex; Swr1 complex. Lineage: Eukaryota; Cryptophyceae; Pyrenomonadales; Geminigeraceae. The transcript has 19 exons. Gene Ontology annotation, biological process: DNA repair; chromatin remodeling; negative regulation of transcription by RNA polymerase II. Bases 1 to 1164 code for a protein of 387 amino acids. Gene Ontology annotation, molecular function: transcription corepressor activity. The record is from RefSeq and is a predicted model, not a curated record.